AUGGUCGUCGCCGCCGCUGCGGUCGUCUUCCCCCUCCUCUCCGGCAUGGCGGCUCUACCAACAGCCAUGGCAGCUGUCGUCGAGCACACCUUCGUUGUGAGCCAGAUGAAUGUGACGCGCUUGUGCAAGGAGACGCUGGUGACCGUGGUGAACGGGCAGCUCCCGGGCCCGGCGAUCGAGGUCACCGAGGGAGACUCGGUGGUCGUCCAUGUCGUCAACGAGUCACCCUACAACAUGACGAUCCGUACUGAGCUGGAUUAUUCCUACCAAUCACGCUAUCAAAGAACAAAAUCAAUUUCCCGCCUGCAUGGAGUGAAGCAGCGGCUCAACUGCUGGGCGGACGGGGUGCCCAUGAUCACCCAGUGCCCCAUCUUGCCAGGCCGCUACUUCACCUACCGGUUCAACGUCGCCGGACACGAAGGCACCUUGUGGUGGCAUGCUCAUGUCCCCUGCCUGCGCGCAACCCUGCACGGGGCUCUCAUCAUCCGCCCACGACAUGGCGCCGCCUCGUAUCCCUUCCCUAAGCCUGACAAGGAGAUCCUCAUUGUCAUAGGGGAAUGGUGGGAUAUGGUGUUAGAACUGUAG
This is a messenger RNA of Miscanthus lutarioriparius, 585 nucleotides long. The record is from the annotation of a GenBank genome assembly. Lineage: Eukaryota; Viridiplantae; Streptophyta; Magnoliopsida; Poales; Poaceae.